UUCCCACGACCACAUCGGUUCACAUCUAUAUCAGUUCUUUUCUUUUUUUUUUUUCUUUUUUUCAUUCCCUUUAGAUAUAUAUAGAUAUUCUCUCUAGGCUAUAUACACACAGAAUAUACAUAUGGAUCCGUCCAUCAAAGGAGAGAAAGAAAUGUUAAAAAUGAAGAAACAAGGUCAUCAAGAUCUUGAGUUGGGGUUGACCCUUUCGCCACGUGGAACGACCUCAGCAGAGCUCAAUCUCAUCGAUUCUUUCAAAACCACCUCGUCAUCAACUUCUCAUCAUCAGCAAGAACAUUUGGCAGAUCCGAGAGUGUUCUCGUGCAAUUAUUGUCAAAGAAAGUUCUAUAGCUCACAAGCACUAGGCGGUCACCAAAACGCUCAUAAACGCGAGCGCACCUUAGCCAAACGUGGACAGUACUACAAGAUGACUUUUUCCUCCUCGCCUUCUUCAGCGUUUGCGUUUGGCCACGGUUCAGUCGUCAGCAGAUUCGCAAGCAUGGCGUCGUUACCAUUACAUGGCUCCGCGAAUAACAGGUCAACCUUAGGGAUUCAAGCUCACUCAACGAUCCAUAAACCCUUGUUAGGAAGACAAACAACGAGUUUAAGCCAUGUUCUUCACAAGAAACCGACAAUCGGAAUGAUGUUGCCGGAUAAAUUUCACCUUGAAGUCGUCGCCGGCGGUAGUAACCGUAACGUGAUUGCCGCAAACUUGGAGAAAAUUGAACAAUUCAAGAACAAUCAAGAAGAUCAUAAUCAGUUCAAGAAGAAAAUCGACUUGACUCUUAAGCUAUGAGCUCUUAAUUGUUUAUCUUCUUUUUAGUCUUCAUUAUAACUUUUUUCUUAAAAUAUUAUUCUCGUAUUUGUUUGAUAUAAUGAUUGACGACGGCAGGGUGUGUUUAUAGUAGAGUUUCACUAAUUAAGU
Molecule: messenger RNA, 922 nt
Organism: Capsella rubella
Lineage: Eukaryota; Viridiplantae; Streptophyta; Magnoliopsida; Brassicales; Brassicaceae
Product: zinc finger protein 1
Exons: 1
Coding region: 122-793 (223 amino acids)
Biological process (GO): negative regulation of abscisic acid-activated signaling pathway
Source: RefSeq, a predicted model, not a curated record